GUUCAUAGCGGGGAUCCCAAAAAAAAAUACUACUGGCGUAGUGGCAUAGACGCAUAGUCAUAGAUCGUCAACACUGAACACUGAGCUUCCAAACAAAUUGCUAAAACCUUGAAAAACCCUAACCAUGGCGGUAAUCCAAUCCCAAACCCAACAACACCACAACUUCCAAAUCCAUCGUUUCCCACAAUCAAAAUACAUCGACGCAGUUCGUUGGCUACCUCCAUUUUCCGCCUUCGACAAAUUCGUCGUUUUGUCUCUCUUCGACCCUGAUUCUUCUUCUUCCGCCGUUGAAAUCCACUCUCUCGAAUUCACAAACUCCCAAAACCCUAAAUCCAUUCUCUCUCCUCUCUCAUCCUCCCCUUCUCUCUCUAGAACCUCCUCUCUCAAAACCUCUCAAUCCCUCAUUGCCUUCUCCACUUUCUCAGGCUCCCUCAGCUUUCUCUCUCCUAAUUACUCUUCUUCCGGCGAAGUUUCCCUCAAUUCAUCCCUCUUUUUGCAGGACAAUGAUUUUCACAUUGGACCCAUUUCGUGUAUUGACGUUUUGGAGAGAGAAUGUGUGAGUGUUGGAGAAGAUGGGAGGGUGAAUUUGGUGAAUUUUGGGGGUGGAAAGGCGAAUCAUAGGCGGGUUUUCGACAGCAAUGGGCUCGUUUCGUAUACCGCCGUAAAAUGGGCGUCUCCCAUGGAGUUUGCCACGGGUGGAUUGGGGUGUAGUCUUCAGUGGUGGGAUCAGAGGAGGAAGCCUGGUGAGCCUGCAUUGCAGUUUAAGAAUAAUUGGCCUCAAAAAGCUGCUUCUGGAGUUGUGCAUUCCAUCGAUAUUCAUCCAUCAAGGAAGCACACCUGUAUGGCAGGGGGAUCUUCUGGUACUGUGUUUGCUUGGGACCUAAGGUGGCCACAACAACCAAUUAUUCUUUCUGGAGUUGGGAUUGGGGAGCGACCAGCCAAUCCUAUUUCAGAAAGUGAAGUAUGGGAGGUGCAGUUUGACUGUCACUUAGAGUCGUCAAAUAUUGCCAGUAUGAGUGCAUCAAGGGUGCUACCUGUAAUGAUGUGCUCUGAAGAAGGGAUUCUUGCUGUUCUUGAACCAGGUGCUGAACCAAUUGAACUCUUGGAAGAACCCUGCGCUAUCAACAGCUUUGACAUUGACAAGCAAAACUACUCUGAUAUCAUAUGCAGCUUGGAAUGGGAAUCUAUUGCUAUAAUAUCAAGGUCUUAAUAUAUGGAAGAGGGUAGUUAUCAGAAAGAGUGAAAGAAAAGCUUGUUCAAUAUGGCCAACUUGGAUUUGAUAAGAAGUGUUGAUGAGAAAUGGUUGUCCAAUAUGGCCAACUUGAAAACAGUUAAGUAAUCCAUCACAACGUGCACUUCAGAUAUGAUACAAAGCUCCAAAUCAAUUGAAUACAUACAAUAGGGUUUGUAUGCUUUUGUAUUCCAUAACGACGACUGUGGAAUUGUCCACCCAAGGCCAUGACUGGGGGUAUCGUGCUCUAUUCUGCUGGACAGGGAGUUCGAUGUAGCUUUUGCUUGUAACUCUAUCGCGUUGUAUGUAAACUUAAGACGUGAAAUGUAAUUGAUGAGGAUAGCUUAAGGUUUCACAUGAAUAGGAUCUAAGGAGAAUUUUUCGUCUCAUCUGUGGAAUGCAAUUUUUGAGCCCUUUUUCUCUC
Molecule: messenger RNA, 1655 nt
Organism: Beta vulgaris subsp. vulgaris (sugar beet)
Lineage: Eukaryota; Viridiplantae; Streptophyta; Magnoliopsida; Caryophyllales; Amaranthaceae
Product: nuclear pore complex protein NUP43
Exons: 5
Coding region: 125-1210 (361 amino acids)
Cellular component (GO): nuclear pore outer ring
Molecular function (GO): protein binding
Source: RefSeq, a predicted model, not a curated record